Molecule: messenger RNA, 1188 nt
Organism: Entrophospora sp. SA101
Lineage: Eukaryota; Fungi; Glomeromycota; Glomeromycetes; Entrophosporales; Entrophosporaceae
Source: the annotation of a GenBank genome assembly
AUGAACUCUCAUCAAUCGCAAAAUAAAGGAAUUGGAAGUACAAGAACCGAUGUAUUUGUUUUUGGUAAUCCUAGAGGUUUAAAAUAUCGUUCAAAAUGUGAGUUCGUUCCUCACUUUUUAUGGCUUUAUUUUGGUAAAAAAGGUAGUUGUAAAUGUCGGAAAUGUGAAAUAGUGUUCACUAGAAAGAUAAAUCCAACUUCAAAUGGAUCUUAUCAUCAUCAACAGAAAUCAGUCAUCAAUAAUGUUGAUCAUGAUAUUGACAAAAAAACAUUAACUAAUUUUAACGGUUCUGAAUAUCGAAGUGGUGAACUAGUUUGGAUUUCUGUUACAAGCUCAAGUAUACCUAUUAAAUUGUUAAAAACAAAUGAAAAUUGCAAAAAUAAUGAAAACUUGAGUGAAAUUUAUUGGCCAGGAACAAUAAUUGAAGUUGUUACUACUACCGAUGAGAAUAAAAUAAACAGCCAUGUUGCUGAUUCAUCAAGCGUUUCAACAGAUCAAGCUAUUCUAUAUAAGAUAAAACUUCUGACAUUUAAUGAAACUUAUGAACGUCCACCAUCUACUAUAUCGCCAUGGCUUUCAAAAGAUCUCGAUGAUUUGAUCAAAGAAUACUCGAAUGAAAUUUAUUUCACUAAAUUCUUGGACGCAGUAAAAAUCGCAAAAAAUAUUCAGGGAUCUUUUGUAACAGGAAUAAUUUAUGAUUACAUAAUUAAUAGUAACAAUCUUGAUUUAAUUAAAGAUCCAAUUCAAAAAAAAAGAAUUGUUGACUCAAAAGGCUAUCCUCACUAUAGUGAAAUAUGGUUCGGUGCAGAACAAAUCAAAGUUUAUGAUUUUGUGAGAUUAACCUCAAAUAAUGAGUCAGAUGAAAAAGAAUAUUUUAGAAUAACAUCAAUCUACAGGUUGCCGAAUAAUAUAGUUCAAUUUGCUGGCGACUUAUACGUAUUAAAAAAACCAGGCGAUGAUAGUAAUAGUAAUAAUGGUGAAAUAUUCAGAACAUUGACGAUUAAAGAUUGUAAUUACAUAUCAAAAAAUUAUAUUUAUGAAGAGUACACAAUUGAUUUAGAAGAUGUUGCAGGACGGUUUUAUUUAAAUAGAAAUUCUAUCACUAAAUCAAUGAAUGCUACACAAGAAAGGUCUUCGAGAGAAGAAUUAUUUAAUAUUAAUGAUAUUAAUAUCAAUAAGAAGGUGUGA